Colletotrichum navitas is the source of this 255-nucleotide messenger RNA. RefSeq lists its product as uncharacterized. Lineage: Eukaryota; Fungi; Ascomycota; Sordariomycetes; Glomerellales; Glomerellaceae. The record is from RefSeq and is a predicted model, not a curated record. The transcript has a single exon. The coding region runs from base 40 to 234 and encodes 64 amino acids.
CCUCGACGUAUAUCAUGAUCCCGUACUAAGUAAACAAACAUGGUAAACGGCAGUUGCAUGUUCCCGACAACCCCUAACCAAACACAUGCAGACGGAAUUGUUCCAGAAGGAAGGACACACGGCCCACGGCCGGUCCGGCCGGCGGCGCCGCUGGAUGGACCCACAACCAGCCGGGAAGGAGCCCGUGGGUCGAUAUGGAGUACCGGUAUCCUCCAAAGUGGAGCCACCUGCUAAGGGAAUAAUGACGUUUUGCUG